AUGGCAAUGCACAUCUAUGUUAAGAGUGGUGUGUGGAGAUUGUUUGACAAUCGUGAGUGGAGAUUUAUUAUUGAUGAAGAAAAUCGUGGAAGAUUACUAACUUUGGAAUCGAGUACAACACAUGAAGAAAUGAAGAUUAUGGUUUCAGAAGCCUAUGGAAUAGAGCCUAGUAUGUUUGAUAUGGAGCUAAGUUUUUUACCCACAGAUCUCUCUGCUGAUUGUCCUCCUGUCGUUAUGAUGAACAAUAGUCAGGUCACAAAUUUUCUUUCAUACUAUAAAAAGAAGAAAACAAUAAAUUUGUGUGUGACAUUCAAAGGUGGUGUUGAGGAUGUUGGGAGCAAAUUCAAACUGGAUUUGAAUAAAGAACCAGGGGUUUCAAGUGAUGAAGAUGGUGAUGGGAAUAAAGCAUCCGUCGAAAACGCUGGUUAUGGUGUUGGAACGUUGUUCAAAGGUGUGAGCGUAAGGAAAGGUCAAUAUUUCAAAAGCAAAGAAGUGUUACAAGCAACAAUGGAAUUGUAUGCGAUGAGGUACAACUGUGACUACAGGGUUACAAAAUCUGAUACAAAAUUCUGGUGUAUACGCUGCAUAGAGGAUAUUUGCAAAUGGAGUCUUCGUGCUGAGUGUUUAAAUGGGUCUACGUAUUUCAAGAUCAACAAGUUUGUGGGGGACCAUAAUUGUGCUCCUUCAAAGAAGAAGAAAUUUUGUAGGACACCUUCAGCUAAAACAAUUGGACAUCUCAUUAUGCAGAAUUAUGAGGGUGUAUUGGAAGGGCCUAAACCGAAUGAUAUCAUUAAUAUUAUUCGUACAGAGUAUGGUUGUGAUUUAACUUACUCUCAAACAUGGGAGUCGCGCGAGUAUGCAAUGAACGAAGUUAGAGGAAUUCCUGAGAAGAGUUAUGGUAAAAUUCCAAAGUACUUGUACAUGAUACAAGAAGCGAAUCCGGGUACGUUUACAAAUUAUGAAGUUGAUUGCGACAGUAGAUUCAAAUAUCUAUUUAUUUCUUUUGGUCAGUCCAUAAGAGGAUUUUACAAGGGAAUGAGGAAAGUAAUUGUGGUUGAUGGAACAUUUCUGAAGAACAAAUACAAAGGAGUUAUGCUAGUUGCUACAGUUGUAGAUGGUAACUCUAAUUUGUAUCCAAUAGCAUUUGGAAUUGCUGAUUCUGAGAAUGAUUCUUCAUGGGAGUGGUUUUUUGAGCAGCUUAAGGUUGUUAUUGGAGAUGAUAAAGAUUUAUCUUUCAUAUCAGAUAGGCAUGUGUCAAUUAGCAAAUCACUUGAAAAAAUCUAUCCAUUGUCUACUCAUGGUAUUUGCAUCCAUCACUUGAUUGGUAAUGUUAUUACAUAUCACAAGGGAAGGGGUGUGGUUGAUUUGGUUUCAAGAGCGUCUAAAGCUUAUAGAGUUGUUGAGUUUGAAAAACUUUUUGGAGAAAUUUGCAACAUCAGUCCUGCGAUUGGAGAGUACCUAGAGGAUGCUCAGGUUAAAAAAUGGGCUCGAUACCAUUUCCCUGGAUACAUAUAUGACUUGAACACAAACAAUGCUGCAGAAUCGAUCAAUUCAGCUUUGAGAUCACCUAGAGAGUAUCCAGUAAUCCCUUUAUUAGACACCAUCAGAGAGAUGUUAACACACUGGUUUUUUGAGCGAAGAGAAUUAAGUGCCAAGCAGAAAGAUCCUUUAACUGUUAAGGUGGAGAAUAAGAUUUCAAGAAGAAUAGGGAAAGGUAAAUACUUUAAAAGUUAUCCGAUUGGAAGAAACAUUUUACAGGUUAAAGCGACUGGGGUAGACUUUGUGGUUGACUUGGAGAGAAGGACAUGUUCAUGUGGGAAGUUCCAAAUGGGCAAAAUCCCUUGCAGACACACAAUCAAAGGAGAUUUUGAUAUACGUACUGAUCUGUAUCGAUAUGCUGAUGAUAUGUAUAGCACCACCAGUUGGAGAGAGUAUUAUGAGGAGACUGUUAAUCCAAUAGGUAUUCCAGAGAACGAAUGGGGCGUCCCUGACCACGUUGAGACUGCAAAAGUUUUACCACCUGAAACAAGAAGACACCCUAGUAGACGAAGAAAACGAAGACAUAAACGGUUGAAGACAAGAUAA
Camelina sativa (false flax) is the source of this 2085-nucleotide messenger RNA. The record is from RefSeq and is a predicted model, not a curated record. Lineage: Eukaryota; Viridiplantae; Streptophyta; Magnoliopsida; Brassicales; Brassicaceae.